UCGCGACGUGAAAAAGAAAACUUCAAGCGGGUGAAGCCCCGUCGGGAAGGAACGCAGGACAGCGCGGAGUGCGGGGCCGCGCGUUGAAGACCACUUCGCUCUCGGGGAUGCGACUGGGACGAGGACUAUGCGCGAGAACGACAUUCUCGAGAUGGACUCCGUCUCCUACACGGAGGAGUUGGAGGGGGACACUGAACUUGGCAUGAUAGACGAAGUCGUUUAUCCUGAGGAGUUCUUACCAACCUACCAGUCUAUUAAAGAAGGAACAAGAGUAGCCAAAACACAACUGGCCGAGUUCAACGACAAACCCGACUCCUUAUUCUUCAAUGAUGGUGUGAGGCGGAUCGAUUUCAUGCUGGUCUAUGAAGAUGAGGAGAAGAAGGAGUAUGACAAGAGGCACAUGUUCCAGCGACGCAAGAGACGGCGAGAGUACUUUGAGGCCAGCUUGAUGAAGAUGGGGAUUGAGCUGGAGGCCACACAAUCUGUAGUAGAUGAUAAACUGAUGUUCGUCAAGGUCCACAUGCCAUGGGAUGUGCUGUGCACCUACGCCGAGGUCCUGCACAUCAAGCUCCCUAUCCAGCCCAACGACCUGGCCUCCCGCCCCUCCCCGUGGCGCUUUUUCUCCUGCAUCACCAAGCACUUCUACCCCAACGAGGAGCUGAUCAGCAGGGAGACCGAGUUCUUCACCGCCCCCUUUGAGAAAGACCGUCUGGAAUACUUCUACAUAAAGGACAAGGAUGUCUUCUUCACUCCAUCCAUGAGAAGCAGGAUGGCAUAUUACAUCCUUAGUCGUGCCCCCUAUGAAAUAAGAGGAAAUAUGAAGAAGUUUGGCAUCACCAAACUGCUGGAUGGUGGAGUGUACAAAGCUGCUUAUCCCCUCCAUGAUUGCCGGUUCAAUGUCAAGUCCACAGAGAAGGACUGCCCCAAUGAGAGAUUUCUACUCUAUCAAGAAUGGGCUCAUCCCAAAAGCUUCUACAAGAUGCAGCCACUUGACCUAAUAAGGAAGUAUUAUGGGGAGAAGAUUGGCAUUUACUUUGCCUGGUUGGGUUUCUACACAAUAAUGCUCGCUCUGGCUGCUGUUGUGGGACUGGGUUGCUUCAUUUAUGGAUACAAGACUCAAGAAACCAGCACCUGGAGCAAAGAGGUGUGCGACCCUGAGAUUGGAGGAAAUAUAGUGAUGUGUCCGCAGUGUGACAGGUUCUGCAAUUACUGGAGGUUAAACACCACUUGUGAAGCAUCAAAAAAACUUUGCAUAUUUGAUAACUAUGGAACCCUGGUGUUUGCAGUUUUCAUGUCAAUUUGGGUAACUUUGUUCCUGGAGUUCUGGAAACGUUACCAGGCAGAGCUGGAGUACGAGUGGGACACUGUGGAGUUUCUGGAGCAGGAAGAGCCGCGUCGCCCAGAGUAUGAGGCCAAGUGUAUCUACGAGAGAAAAAAUCCUGUCACAGGGGUAAAAGAAAAAGUGCCCUAUACAACCUGUGGACGGUGUGUUCGGGUGUCAGUAGGAAUCGGGACAGUCCUAUUCUGGAUUCUGUUGAUCCUUGCGUCCAUUGUGGCCAUCACUGUCUACCGCCUGGCUGUUUUCUUUACAUUCUCAACUAGACUCAGAAGUCAGGAGCUGAAGGAGUUGGAGCCAUUAAAGGAGUACGUGACACCUCAGAUGGCCACUUCUGUUACAGCUUCCCUCAUCAGCUUUGUUGUAAUUAUGAUCCUCAAUAUUCUCUAUGAGCGCGUCGCCAUCUGGAUCACUGACUUUGAACUUCCACGGACCAAGACGGACUACGAGAACAGCUUAACCCUGAAGAUGUUCCUCUUUCAGUUUGUCAACUACUACUCUUCCUGUUUCUACAUCGCCUUCGCCAAAGGGAAAGCAGUUAGCUAUCCUGGAGAGCCCGUUUAUCUUUUGGGAAAAUAUCGCAACGAGGAGUGUGAUCCUGGUGGUUGUCUGUUUGAGUUGACGACGCAGCUCUCUAUCAUCAUGGGCGGCAAAGCCAUCUGGAACAACAUCCAAGAGGUCUUGCUACCGUGGAUCAAGAAUUUGAUUUUCCGCCACUGCAACCGUGCGGCCUAUGAGAAGGUGAUUCCUCGCUGGGAGCAGGACUACCAGCUCCAGGCCAUUUCAAAACUAGGACUGUUCUAUGAAUAUCUUGAAAUGGUCAUCCAGUUUGGCUUUGUGACAUUAUUUGUGGCCUCCUUCCCUCUGGCUCCGGUCCUGGCUCUGGUCAACAAUCUGUUUGAGAUACGCGUUGAUGCUUGGAAAAUCACCACUCAGUUUCGCCGCAUCGUGCCAGAGAAGGCCCAGGAUAUAGGGGCCUGGCAGCCCAUUCUUCAGGGCAUCGCCAUCUUGGCUGUUGCAACAAAUGCCAUGAUCAUUGCUUUUACAUCAGACAUGAUUCCACGCUUGGUCUACUACUGGUCUUUCUCUGUGUACCCAUAUGGAGAUCACUCUAACACCAUGGAGGGCUAUAUCAACAGCUCGCUGUCUAUAUUCAACACCAGCGAUUUCUCCAGCCAAAGCAAGCCCAUUACAGAUAACAGCACACUCAUCACCACCUGCAGGUAUCGGGAUUUUCGGUAUCCUCCGGGGCAUCCCAGACAGUAUGAGCACAAUGUCUACUAUUGGCAUGUGGUCGCAGCAAAAAUGGCUUUUAUAAUUGUUUUAGAGCACAUUGUUUACCUUACCAAGUUCAUCCUGUCCUACAUGAUCCCAGACGUCCCAUACGCUGUCAAAGAACGGAUCAAACGAGAGAAAUACUUGACCCAGGUUAUCCUCCACGAGACCAACCUCAAGCUGGUGACCAAACGUUUGAAACCAGUCGAUGACGAGACUCUCGAGCACACAGAAGUGCAAGUGGGAAAGGAGGAGAUGGAGCUUGAUUUCUAACACGACUACCCAGCACUUGCCCGCACGUAUUUAAAUACUGACAACCCCCGUGCGAACCAGUUACAAAUUAAGACAAAAAAUAAGGUAUGGACUUUCGUUAAGGAAAAUGCGUAGCAACCAGUAAGACAGAGUUGACGAAGUUUCUUAAGGUGUUAUUGGACAAAGAAAGGAAAAACCACUGUUGUCUGCUCUUCAUCCGUUCAACACGUCCUGAAGCCAAUGACAGCUGACAGCGCCAGUGCAGAAACUAGGGGUGGGACAAACAAUUGAUACAGCAGCCUAUUGCACUACCUUCUCCAUACAUUGGCACAAAGUGUCCCAGUUUUGGUGUUAGAGUUGGAGUCUGGCAAUAAUUGAUCAAAUUUGAAUUCUUAGUCUAUUUAGCUUUGUUUUACGCACAAAAAGUGACACAUUAAGAGAAAUGAAACCUUUAGCAGAUAGGUUACAAUUUUAGCUUAAUGGCUAGCUGUUGAUUUUUAUGCAACCUGAUUUGGAUGUAUGAGCAAAGGGAAGCAGGGAAAUCGGUGCCUUACACUGUGAAGUUUCAUACUAAAUAACAAAAAACAAUUUGGUGGAUUAAGCAUGAAAAAAACCUCCUCUUACUGGUUUUUUCCAGGGCCAUCAAUCAUAUCUCCUGGUCUUAAUCAGCAGAUAGAAAUUUGCUCAGUUGUCAUAAAAAUGAAUUUUUUUACACUCAAGCUCAGUUAGUGUUAAGAUUUCAUCCAGGGAACUUGUAUGACUUCUGAACUAUGUUUGAUAAGAUACAAUAUGGAAGCUUCGGAAAAAGCUACUAAGUAUACCUUGAGUUGGAAUUUUUUUUUUUUGUUGUUGUUGUUUUUUUGCCAAAACAUUUAGUGUAUAAUCUUACACUAGGUGUCUUCUGGAUUUACGACUACUUAAAAUUAUAGCUUAGCUAUAUCAGCCCGUAGGACUGAACCUGUCUCGCAUUAUCUCACUCCGUGCUUUAAACUACAUGACGGGGGAUAAAAGCUUUUACACACAGGCAAUUCACUGCUUGGUAAGUGCCACUGCCGGGUGAUUGUUUUAGUUAAAUGUUGUCCUAAAAUAUCAGUAUUAUUAUAUACAAAACCUUUACGGCAGUUAAGCCUUUGAAUGCAGUGUUGAUAAUUAAGUGUUUUUUACACUUCAAUCUGUUAUUAGAACUAAAGAGGUGUAGUGAUCUGUCAGACAGCUCCCUAUCUUACUAAAGUUGUGAGACACGUGGCCUUAGAAUAGACACGGACGAACCUUUCACUGCAUCUGUUGAUUAAAUUUGCCUCAAUUUACACUCUAUAAGCAUUUUUCAUUGCGUUACUUUAGAGACAAUUCACUUUCGGUUCAGUCGAUUAAGGUAAAUUAAAAAAGUAAAUUAAAUGAUCACAGCCAUGUGAAGCGGUUUAGUUGAUGAUGUGAGUACAGUCUGUCUCUUUCUUUAUGCAUGUACUCUCAUCUCAUCUCAUCUCAUGUUCUGUUUUGCACUUUUUAGAGUUACAGUCUCGUGCCUUGACCACUAUACAAUAUUUUGACUUCAUGUGGUAUCCUGUGUUAUAGGCAAUACAGUAAUUUAAUCUUCUCCUGUGUCAUUGCUGAUAUCUUAGACCAAUACAUCUGCUAUAUUAUUGCCUCGCCUUGUAAUUCAAACAAUGGUACUAUAACCAACAUGUAUGUAAAAAGUUUCAUAUCCCAGAAAUAUCUGACUAUGCAUAUCUAUGUUGUAUUUUGUUUUAUAUAG
This is a messenger RNA of Xiphias gladius (swordfish), 4616 nucleotides long. RefSeq names its product anoctamin 6 (gene ano6). Gene Ontology annotation, biological process: calcium activated phosphatidylcholine scrambling; calcium activated phosphatidylserine scrambling; chloride transmembrane transport. The coding region runs from base 128 to 2884 and encodes 918 amino acids. Gene Ontology annotation, molecular function: chloride channel activity; protein dimerization activity. The transcript is spliced from 20 exons. Gene Ontology annotation, cellular component: plasma membrane. The record is from RefSeq and is a predicted model, not a curated record. Lineage: Eukaryota; Metazoa; Chordata; Actinopteri; Istiophoriformes; Xiphiidae.